UUAAAAACAUACUCUUAAACCUGCAUCAGCAUUAAGCGAGGCAUUAAGUUUUUCAAAAAAUAAACUAAUAUAGUGAACAGAAAAUGACUUACGUUUGCAUUUUACUUUGUGUAUUCGUUGCACAAUUCACCGAUACAAAUCAGUUAAAAUCAUUUGCUGAACAAUGUAAGGACAUAGGAAUGGUAUUCUCUUAUGAUUCUAACGACGGAUGCAAAAUUAACUGUAAAACAGAAAAAGUUCACGGUAUAAAUGUCAGUAAAAUUUUUAAGGAAUUGAUUAUUGAAGAUGGAUCGCCUUGCGGCAGAAAUGGAAACUGCACAAAUGGAUUAUGUCAUAAGAGUAAAAAAUUCGACAGUUAUAAUUUCGACAGUAAUAAAUUGUGUAAUGGUGAAUUAUGUUACAAUGAAACGAAAAAAUCCAACAGUAUGAAAAAUAUUUUUUCAUUUUUUAAAAAUAUUUGGAAAUCUAUAAUAGAUUUUAUACUAAUGUGUCUAAAAAAAGUGUCGCUUUUUUAAAAAAAAAAUGUUUUAAUGAUAAGUUUCAUUGGCUUUUUCUCUUUAUAAAUGUUUGUUUUAUGAAUCAUCUCCAUGCAAUAAAACAUGUUUUAUCAACACGUUAAUGAAAAUCAUUAAUGAAAGAAAUGUUAAAAAUUAAAAAUGUCGAAUUUAAAAAUUAUGAAUUUAAAUAAAA
Leptopilina heterotoma is the source of this 690-nucleotide messenger RNA. RefSeq lists its product as uncharacterized. The transcript has 5 exons. NCBI's taxonomy places the organism in Eukaryota, Metazoa, Arthropoda, Insecta, Hymenoptera, Figitidae. The record is from RefSeq and is a predicted model, not a curated record. The coding region runs from base 84 to 515 and encodes 143 amino acids.